CGAGGAUAUCAGUUCUCGUCGGGACGUCGGACUGUUUAGUCGUUAUCUAGUGUAUAACAGACCUUUGAUCUUAGUGUGUUACUGGGCUUAUAUUUACGUGUGUAUACGGUGAUGAAUUAUGUAUAAGUGCUGUGUUCAGUGAGGCAAAAUGACGUUCAACGGUGUGUUGCGCCUAAGCGCGCUUGUAGUGUUGACUAUCGCUCUUUGUAUCGAAGGCAGAGAAGAACCUCACCAAUUCACAAUAGACGAAUUACUCUCAAACAAUUAUGAAACAAAGGAAUCUAAUGAUCUAGGAUUGGAUCCAUGUAAAGCUGGUAACUUUCAAGGAGAUAUCGCAAUACCAGACGUCGAUUACUACAAACCUAGAAACGCUCCGAGUUCCUCUAAAAUUAAUAAAUCCCUUCAAGAAGAAGUUGAAAGACUAAAAAAGGAAGUCCUGUUGGAGGGUCUUCAAGUAGAAGAAGAGGGAUUGCCUGACAUUCUAAGAAAAAGAACCAAACAACCUUUACAGUUAUCACAAGAAAAACCGAAAAAGUAUAAUGAAGCUUCUAUUUCUUCUAAGGUUUUACCAGCAGGGCUGGACAAAUCUCUUUUGCUAAAAAAUGGUAAAUUACCGCCUGGUGAAAAUUUGGAUUACCUUGAGCCUAUCAACUCCGUAAAUCAAACUAAUCAUAAUAUUGUUGUUGAUAACUUGACAGAAUCAGAAAGCCUAGAACAAGACGGCGUUUUAGUUGUAAAUAUUUCAAAUGAUAAUGUAAUGAAUCUUGACGAACUCUAUACAAAUAUUAAGUUGUCAAAUAAUUCACCUAAAGCAGAAGAAGUCAAAAAUAAAAUACAAAGUAACAGUCGUGAAAUAACUGGGGAUUCAAAUAAUAAUAACAAUAUUAAAUUCAAGUUGCCAGAAAACGCAACAGUGGCACCUGCACCAACGAACGGAGACUUGUCAUCUAGUGCUCUAGAUGAUAGCAAUCAAACUAUAAAUAGGGCCGAUAAAACGAAGUAUAAACUAAAACCAGACAUAAAUGAAACUAACGAUUUACUAAAACCCACGGAAAGCCUACAAACUUUGAUUGAUGACUCUAGUGAACACAAGCGGCACAGAAGAAGGAGACAUAAUAGAAGGAGACUACGCAACAUACAAUCCAUUGAGGAAUUGGAUAAAAAUAGAUCGAAGUGGUCAGACGAAAACGAUCAACAGAAAAAGAAGUUUUUUCGCCAUCAUAAGAAAUUUCGAAAUGAACUGGAAUACAGGAAAUUUGAAAUACCCGAGCAUGAAUUCGAAGAAAAGUUUGACGUUAAGCCACCGCCAAAGGCGCCUCUAAAGAACAAUACAGAAAUUUUCAAAGACUGGUUUUUUCGCGAUUCUGAUAUAGACUUAGAAGAAGCCGAAAGUCAAUUUUAUAAUAAUACUGAGGAUAAAAUAAGGCACCGUAGUGCCCGCGCAGCGACAAACCGAAAAGAGCGGAUAUGGGAAAAUGGUGUGAUUCCAUAUGAAAUAGACGGGAACUUUAGUGGGGCUCAUAAAUCUCUAUUCAAACAAGCUAUGAGGCAUUGGGAAAACUUUACUUGCGUCAAAUUCGUCGAAAGAGAUUCCGAACUACAUAGGGACUACAUUAUUUUCACAGAGCGGCCGUGUGGGUGUUGUUCCUUUGUCGGAAAACGUGGUAACGGUGCUCAAGCGAUAUCAAUUGGAAAGAAUUGCGAUAAGUUCGGUAUCGUAGUACACGAGCUGGGUCACGUGGUCGGCUUCUGGCAUGAGCACACGCGACCCGACAGAGACAGGCAUGUCCAAAUCAUCAGGGACAAUAUUAUGACAGGACAAGAGUAUAAUUUCAAUAAACUGACGGAGGAAGAAGUGAACUCAUUGGGGCAGACUUAUGACUAUGAUUCUAUAAUGCACUACGCGCGAAACACUUUUAGCAAGGGUACAUAUUUAGACACGAUAUUACCGCUAGAAGUACAUGGAAAGAAGAGACCGGAGAUUGGGCAGAGAGUGAGAUUGAGUGCCAGUGACAUCGCCCAAACUAAUCUUCUUUAUAAAUGUGCUAAAUGCGGCAAAACUUUCUUAGGAAAUUCGGGAUGGUUCAACUCGCCGGGCUGGGGGACAGAAACACCUCCAGCAACAGCCGAGCGUUGUGAAUGGCGUAUUGUUGCAACGCACGGGGAAAGAGUCGUCCUUAAUAUAACUGAAAUCGAUAUCCACAAAACAGAUGGAUGUCGUUCAGAAUGGGUUGAUGUGCUUGACGGGUACAUGCCUGAUGCGCCCGUUUUGGGCCGGAUUUGUGGCUCCGGGAAGGGACCAGUGCUGUGGUCCACGGGAUCAAGACUAACCGUCGUUUAUCAACCUGGACCGCGAUCUAAACCGAAUCGUGGAUUCAGAGCUUAUUAUGAAGCGGUAUGCGGAGGGGAUAUAGACGUCGACAGCAGCGGUCAUUUGGAGUCACCGAAUUAUCCUGAUGACUAUCAACCGAAUAAGCUCUGUGUUUGGCGACUCACUGUUCCACAGGACUAUCAAGUAGCUCUUCGUUUCCAUUCGUUUGAAGUGGAGAACCAUGACACAUGUAACUACGACAAAGUGAAAGUGCGAGAUGGUGACUCCAUGGAUAGUCCACUUAUUGGCAUGUUUUGUGGACACAAAAUACCGCCAGAUAUCAGGUCAACAUCAAACAAACUUUUAGUAAUUUUCGAAUCAGACAGUUCAGUACAAAAAGCGGGUUUUUCUGCGACGUUUAUGAAAGAGUUCGACGAAUGCGCUUCCAUAGACCACGGCUGCAGCCAUUCUUGUGUUAACACUCUCGGUGGGUAUGAGUGCGCUUGUGAUAUUGGAUAUGAACUGCAUUCGGAUGGCAAGAAGUGUGAGAACGCAUGUGGGGGUGUACUAUACGCUCCAAAUGGAACAAUUACUUCGCCAUCAUUUCCCGAUCUGUACCCUCCGUCUAAGAAUUGUUUGUGGGAGAUCGUGGCGCCUCCACAGCAUCGGAUAACACUUAAUUUCACUCACUUCGACUUGGAAGGCAGCAAUAAUAUGUAUCAUCAGGAAUGUGAAUAUGACAGUGUGACAGUCCACUCGCGUUUGGGUGCCGAUGUUUUGCGGCGACAUGGUGCGUUUUGUGGCUCCAUUUUACCUCCUCCUGUCACCUCAGAUGGCUCGGUUUUACGUGUUCAGUUUACAUCAGACACAUCAGUCCAUCACUCCGGUUUCGCAGCAGCGUAUUACAUAGACGUAGACGAAUGCUCGGACAAUAAUGGCGGAUGUCAGCACGAGUGUCACAACACGCUGGGGGGUUACGAGUGCGCUUGUCAUAGUGGCUUCACGUUACACCCCAAUAAACACGAUUGCAAAGAGGGCGGGUGUAAGCAUGAUAUAACGCAUCCACAUGGGACUAUUUUCAGUCCAAACUAUCCCGACUCGUAUCCGUCCCGUAAAGACUGCGUGUGGCAAUUCUCCACGACACCAGGACAUCGGAUCAAAUUGAUAUUCAAUGUAUUUGAAUUGGAACCACAUCAGGAAUGCACAUACGACCAUGUGACAAUUUACGACGGUGCAUCAGCUGAUGAACCGACGUUGGGUCGAUUCUGUGGCAGCAAGUUGCCACACCCUGUAGUCGCUUCACAGAACCUCAUGUAUGUGGUGUUCAAGUCGGAUGCCUCCGUACAGAGGAAGGGCUUCUUCGCUACUUACUCCACUGCAUGUGGCGGCUACCUAAGAGCAACUGACACAGUUAAACACUUAUAUUCCCACGCUCGAUAUGGCCAUGAUUCGUAUGAAUCCCAUGCCAACUGCGAUUGGAGUAUUGUGGCACCAGUUGGCCAAUUCGUUAGACUCACAUUCCUCACAUUUGAGUUGGAACCGGAGGCCAACUGCGGUUAUGACUUUGUCCAAAUCUUAGGAGGAUUAGAAGGAAGCGUUGGGCCGUAUGGAAAUUAUUGUGGAACUAAGAUGCCUCCAGAAAUUGUAUCAACAACAGAAGCAUUACUUGUGAAAUUCCGUACGGACGAUUCCAUCGUAUUCAAAGGUUUUUCCGCGUCGUACCAAGCCGUGAAGCCAGAUGUAUGGAGUGGGGAGGACAGCUCCGAAGGUGGGGAGGAUGAUGAGGAAGAGGAUGAGCAGAUGCCUCCCCUCGUGGUAGGGAGGGGUCUACGAGGGUCGACGAGAUAUGUCAGACGGCCUACGUGACGGUGGCCAUUACGUCAUCCUAGACACAGGCGACCCCAUAGGAACACAAAACGUACGAAAUCUGUGUCCGUUCAUGGACCGUAUUAGGCCAAUAAUACUGCUGGGAGUGAGUCAUUUUCAUUUUACUGGAUUUAAACGCGUUUAUAACUUCAGACAAUACAAUGAGUUAUCAAUCGUUUUGGCAUUGUUCCUUAGUUCCUCACUUCUUGUUUAUUUUCCAUUUGGUCUGUUUCAUUUUUCUCUUGUUGGCUAAUCAGCAGAAUUAAGUAGAGUCAUAAAGGUGGAAUUUUUAGGCAGUUUUAUUCGGUUCCAAAAUAAUUUUGUAACGGUAUAUUCGCGUUUUAAUCCAACAAGAUUUUGUCUUAUAAUUUUUACAAAUUUCAUCCAAAAGUUUCUCAGAAUAUUUCACAGCAGUAAUACAAGCAAUAAAAUUUCACGUAUAAUAAUCACUAAACAUCGGACAUAAAGUCUUACCUGAAUUGCACCGUUGUUUUCGAUAAACCAUAAUAGAAAAUUUAAUAAAAUAGUAUCCUGAUCCGUAAUUUUAUAAUUUUCACAACAGGUGCAUACCACGUGUGUUCUGUUUUCGAAUUUUAGUUUUAAGACUGCAUUUUCAAAUGUUUAUUUUACUUAACUAUUUAUUAAUUAGUUAACUUUUCCAUUUGACUGCAUUUUAAUGUACAUAAGAUAACUAGAACUGCCUAUUGGUUAAAAUACUCAUAGAAAAUCAUUUAGUCAUGAGACAAUAUUUUUAUGUUAAAUAGUUUAAGAUGGAUAUUCGUACCAAAGAAUAAUUUCUACGCAAUUUUUGUACAAUUAAUACUUCAUUGUAAUACUUUUAAUGUUAUAAGUUGUACUUAUUUGUAACUUAUUAUUUAUAUUGAGAUUUUAAUAUAUUUUAUGGUAUUGGUAGCACCGUGAGGUUGAC
Messenger RNA from Pieris napi, 5105 nucleotides. It is a transcript of the gene tok, whose product is annotated as tolloid-like protein 1. Gene Ontology annotation, molecular function: metalloendopeptidase activity; calcium ion binding; zinc ion binding. The transcript has 20 exons. Lineage: Eukaryota; Metazoa; Arthropoda; Insecta; Lepidoptera; Pieridae. The record is from RefSeq and is a predicted model, not a curated record. Gene Ontology annotation, biological process: proteolysis. Bases 149 to 4177 code for a protein of 1342 amino acids.